Molecule: messenger RNA, 3203 nt
Organism: Thunnus maccoyii (southern bluefin tuna)
Lineage: Eukaryota; Metazoa; Chordata; Actinopteri; Scombriformes; Scombridae
Product: plastin-2-like
Exons: 16
Coding region: 99-1961 (620 amino acids)
Biological process (GO): actin filament bundle assembly; actin filament network formation
Cellular component (GO): actin filament bundle; cytoplasm; actin filament
Molecular function (GO): calcium ion binding; actin filament binding
Source: RefSeq, a predicted model, not a curated record
UGCAGAAAACGGGACAGAGGAGCAGUGAGAGGCCGACACAGGGCUUCAUUUCCCCGGGUGAUUUUACUGAAUUGCACACGCGGACUUCAGGUGUCAGUAUGUCACAAAAUAUCAGCGCUGAGGAGAUGGAGGAGAUCAGGGAGGGCUUCCAGAAAGUGGAUGUGGAUAGUAAUGGGUACAUCUGCGCUUCUGAACUCGGUGAUCUCUUCCGUGAGGUGGGCUGUCCUUUACCUGGAUACCAGAUCAGAGAACUCCUGCAGAGGCUGGACCGAGACAAAGACAGCCGCAUCAACCUUGAUGAGUUCACCGCUAUUUUCAAGGAAAUGAAGGACGAUCGCUUGGCCCAGGGUUUCAGGAAAGCUCUCAACAAGAAAGAAGGCAUCGUAGCCAUCGGUGGCACCAGUGAGAUCUCAAGUGAAGGAACUCAACAUUCAAUCUCCGAGCAGGAGCGCUUUGCCUUCGCCAACUAUAUCAACUCUUCUUUGGAGAAGGAUCCAGACUGCAAACAUGUGCUGCCCAUCAACCCCAACACUGAGGCUCUGUUUAAAGCAUUGUCAGACGGCAUCGUGCUUUGUAAACUCAUCAAUCUCUCUGUUCCUGACACCAUCGAUGAGAGAACCAUCAAUAAAAAGAAACUCACUGCUUUCACCACACAGGAGAAUCUGAACUUGGCUCUGAAUUCAGCCUCAGCCAUCGGCUGCCAAGUUGUCAAUAUCGGAGCUCAGGAUCUGAAGGAGGGAAAACCUCACCUGGUGCUUGGACUCCUCUGGCAGAUUAUCAAGAUAGGACUGUUCGCUGAUAUCGAGCUGAGCCGCAAUGAAGCUAUAGCAGCGCUGCUAGAAGAAGGGGAGAGUCUGGAAGAGCUGAUGAAACUCAGUCCUGAGGAGCUGCUGCUGCGCUGGGCCAAUUUCCACUUAAAGAAAGUUGGCAUGACCAUAUCAAACUUUUCUGGAGAUAUCAAGGACUCCAAGGCAUAUUACCACCUGCUGGAGCAGAUUGCUCCAGACGGCAGCAAAGAGGACGUUCCCCGGGUUGAGAUUGAUAUGACUGGCCUUUAUGAGAAGGAUCUUACAAAGAGAGCAGACUGUAUGCUGAAACAGGCUGACCGCCUCGACUGCCGACAGUUUGUAACUGCCAGUGAUGUCGUGUGUGGAAACGCAAAGCUCAACAUGGCCUUCGUUGCAACACUCUUCAACAAACACCCGGCUCUCACCAAACCAGAGAACCAAGACUGGAAUCUGGAGAGCGAGACCAGAGAGGAGAGAACUUUCAGGAACUGGAUGAACUCUCUUGGAGUCAGUCCACAUGUUCACCAUAUCUACGGUGAUCUGCAGGAUGCCAUGGUGAUUCUCCAGCUGUAUGAACGAAUUAAGGUGCCAGUGGACUGGGACAACAGAGUCAACCACCCUCCAUUCAAGGCAGUAGGCGGAGGGCAUUUGAAAAAGAUAGAAAACUGUAACUACGCUGUGGACCUGGGAAAGAAUAAAGCAGGUUUCUCCCUGGUGGGAAUCGGAGGACAGGACCUCUACGAUGGAAAUGCAACUCUAACCCUGGCACUGGUCUGGCAGCUAAUGAGGAGGUACACUUUAAAUGUUCUUGAAGACCUCGGACAUGGAGAAGCUGCAGGAGAUGAUUUGAUCAUUUCAUGGGUCAACAAGACUUUGGCUGAAGCUGGCAAGAGUUCAUCUAUCAAAAGCUUCAAGGACAAGUCGAUUGGUACCAGUCUUCCAGUUCUGGACCUGAUUGAUGCCAUCCAGCCACAGAGUGUGAACUUUGAGCUGGUUAAAAAUGGAAGUCUGUCGGAUGAAGACAAACUGAGCAAUGCCAAGUAUGCCGUUUCCAUGGCGAGGAAGAUCGGCGCGAAGGUCUACGCCCUGCCUGAGGAUUUGGUAGAGGUCAACCCUAAAAUGGUGAUGACCAUCUUCGCCUGCCUGAUGGGGAGAGGCAUGAAGAGAGCUUAAAGCAGGCACUCAUGCAAAUAUCCACCCACAUAUAUACAUACUGACUGACUGUCUUUGCCUGUUUGACUGGAUGAGACAUGAGGAGAGUGAACACAGUUGUGUUGUCUUAUUUUAUUAAGAGGUUAUUCUGUGGUAGCCAAACAAGUACAUGGUGAACAUUUAAGGGUUUAGGUUUUUGUUCUGGAUCUCAGUUUUGCUUUUGAGCAAUAUGGUGGCUGAGUGGUUAACAGUGUCACAUUAAGUAAGACACACUUUCCAUACUGCUCAUAGAAUGUGAACGUGUCUGUUUAUGUGUUUGCACUGUGGUAACCUGGCCACCAGUCCAAGGUCUGCCCAGUGCAUGCUGGGAUAGACUCCAGCCCGCCUGCGAUCCUGAUGAGAGACAAGUCUGCUGAUAAAACAGAUGAAUAAAAGGGUUUUGUUUCUUUUAAUGUAAAGGCUAUGAUACAUGGGAAACAUUCAAAGACAAUAUUGUAAUAUUUCUCAGUCAUGUUGAAAGCAAAAAUUCAAGGUGGUGAUUCUUCUUUUUCUCAGCAUUUCAGUUUUUUACAUACACUUUUCAGUCAUUUUUAAUGAGGUUUUACUGCAGUCUUACCUUUGCUGUCCUGCCUUUUUGCCUGAUGACAUACUUGACAGUUUCUCAGCUGCAUUGCCUCAAAGUUUCCCAGAUCCUUAUGAUCUGCUGACAAGGCUCUGCUGUAUCUUACAAUGUGCCAGCCAGUUCACAGUAUGAACAUUUAAUGUACUUAAGCCAUAAUAUUCUUUACUAAAUACCUUCUUUGGCCUUUUUUUUAUAUAUGACCAAAGCUGUGCUAGAUUAUUGGUAGCUUAUGUCUUCACACUAGACACUAUAAAGCUGAAUCCAUUAAUAUUUUUUUUACCUUAAAAUUCAAAUAAUUUGCAUUUUAAAUAUGAUACAAUUAAGAUAUGUUCAGUGACAUUUGAGGGGAUAAUUAAUAGAUAAAAAAUUAAUUGUAAUAUAUUGAGGUAUUUUAAAUAUCAUUCAUUUGUAUUUCAGGAUUUCAGAUUUCAGGUAUAGCUUCCAUACUAUUUAGUAAAUGGUAAAAACCAUUAAAACUCCGUGGGUGAAAUUUGCACCUUAAUUGCAAAAAUAUGGUUCUUUUAAGUUUAAAAUUAAGUGUCUGUAUUCUGUAUUUUUUAACCUUUAAUCUGGGAUAUUAAAUCCCUGAAUACUGAAUAGGAAUCCCUUCAAGUGUCAUUAAUUUGUACCUGAAAAUAUUU